AUGGCAAUAUUGAAGAAUGGCUUGAGCCUCUUUGCCCUUCUCGUGACACUUGUUGUAUUUAAAGCAUGGGACUGCAUCACAUUUCCAUGUCUGGUUUCAUCACCGGAACUUGAAGAGGAACAUUUUCUACCUCUCGUCAGACAAAGAAGAAAUGUGCUUCCAGACCAGUGGACUUACGUUGUUGACAUUGCAGUCAACAUCUCUGAUGCAGAAGCACUUGAGCAGGUCCGCGCUGCCUUGAACGCCACUAGUCUCCCUAUACGCGUUGAUAACAGCACGGAAAUCUCGGACAUCGGCAUCACAACAGUGUGUUCCUCAAACGGCUCCGGCUUCCAGUGCAGAUGUGAGGAAGGCUUUGCGUGGUCGUACAGCACCUGUGUUACAUAUGGAGCCUGCGAUCACACAUGGAGCAGCAUCUGUAACUGCAUCAAUGACAUUCCUGCUGACAGCCGGCCCUGUCAGCCAAUAUCAGAACUGCUAGAUCUCAACGAGUAUGAGGUGGAGCUGGAGCUGAGUGUGACGGAUGUUGAUGCAGUGGACCAUCUCAGGAGCCUCCUGAGCAACGGCAGCUUUUUCCUCACCCUGGGUCCCGCUGUGAACGUCACGAACAUCGACAUCACCACGGUGUGUUACCCAAAUGGCAGCAACUUCCAGUGCAUAUGUGAGGAUCAGUAUGUUUGGUCCUUUAACAACUGUGUUACCUAUGGAGCCUGCGAUGGGUCCGUCAAUGCCACGUGUGGAUGCAUCAACAGUCUUCCCGCCAGUGGACAGUACUGCCAGCCGAAGACAGUCGUGCAGCUGUAUGAAUACAUAGUUCAGGUGGAAAUCGGAGUCAACGAUAUCGAAGCGAUGGAGCAAUUGAGGGACGCUUUGGAGAGCAUGAGUUUCCCUGUUGAAGUAAACGACAUGAUUAACAUCACACAAAUUGACAUCAUAUUUAUUGUGCCUCCAAUCACAUAUGAAUACCAGAUUUUCAUCGAGGUGAACACUACAGAUGCAGAUCAGGUGAGAAACGCCCUGCAGAAUAUGAGCUUCCCGGUUCAAAUCAGCUCCCAGAUAAACAUCUCUGAUGCCAAUUUGACUACAGUUUGCAGUUACGAUGGCGGCGACGGUUUCCAGUGCAGCUGUGAGGACGACUACCUCUGGCCUUGCGACACAUGUGCCGCAUACGAACCAUGUGACAGGGACACAAACACCUGCAGAUGUGUCAGAGCUUUUCCCACGGAUGGACAUUACUGUCAACUGAUGCACAAUCAAACGUGUCCUUCGACAACAACAGCUCCUCCACUUGUUUAUGAAACCAUCAUUUCUUUUGAGUUACACAUCCCAGAUGCUGGCGUGUUGAACACGCUGAGGGCCAUUCUGAGCAACAUCACUUAUCCCAUCUACAUCAGUAACAGCAUACAGAUAUAUAGCAUCAACAUUUCCACAGUUUGUUCUCCAGACAGCGGUGGUUACCAGUGCAGAUGUGAGGAUCAGUAUCGUUGGUCAUGUGACCAGUGUUUAACGUAUGGACCCUGUGACAACAUCACUUCUGACACGUGUGGCUGCAUCGAAGGUCUUCCUCCUGAUGGACAGUACUGUCAGCAUGUUGACCAAUACAACUUUACGUCUUGUCCCGUCACAACACCCGCUCCAUCACCAACAACUUCUCCAGUUGUCCAUGAAUAUCUUCUGUUCAUUGAGCUGAACACCACAGAUGUUACAGUGAUAGAGCGACUGAGGAACAUCAGCUACCCGCUCAUCAUUAACAGCAUCAUCCAAGUCUCUGACAUCAACAUUACUACAGUUUGUUCUCCAGACAGCGGUGGUUACCAGUGCAGAUGUGAGGAUCAGUAUCGCUGGUCAUGUGACCAGUGUUUAACGUAUGGAUCCUGUGACAACAUCACUUCUGACACGUGUGGCUGCAUCGAUGGUCUUCCUCCUGAUGGACAGUACUGUCAGCAUGUUGACCAAUACAACUUUACGUCUUGUCCCGUCACAACACCCGCUCCAUCACCAACAACUUCUCCAAUUGUCCAUGAAUAUCUUCUGUUCAUUGAGCUGAACACCACAGAUGUUACAGUGAUAGAGCGACUGAGGAACAUCAGCUACCCGCUCAUCAUUAACAGCAACAUCCAAGUCUCUGACAUCAACAUUACUACAGUUUGUUCUCCAGACAGCGGUGGUUACCAGUGCAGAUGUGAGGAUCAGUAUCGUUGGUCAUGUGACCAGUGUUUAACGUAUGGAUCCUGUGACAACAUCACUUCUGACACGUGUGGCUGCAUCGAUGGUCUUCCUCCUGAUGGACAGUACUGUCAGCAUGUUGACCAAUACAACUUUACGUCUUGUCCCGUCACAACACCCGCUCCAUCACCAACAACUUCUCCAGUUGUCCAUGAAUAUCUUCUGUUCAUUGAGCUGAACACCACAGAUGUUACAGUGAUAGAGCGACUGAGGAACAUCAGCUACCCGCUCAUCAUUAACAGCAACAUCCAAGUCUCUGACAUCAACAUUACUACAGUUUGUUCUCCAGACAGCGGUGGUUACCAGUGCAGAUGUGAGGAUCAGUAUCGUUGGUCAUGUGACCAGUGUUUAAUGUAUGGAUCCUGUGACAACAUCACUUCUGACACGUGUGGCUGCAUCGAUGCUCUUCCUCCUGAUGGACAGUACUGUCAGCAUGUUGACCAAUACAACUUUACGUCUUGUCCCGUCACAACACCCGCUCCAUCACCAACAACUUCACCAGUUGUCCAUGAAUAUCUUCUGUUCAUUGAGCUGAACACCACAGAUGUUACAGUGAUGGAGCGACUGAGGAACAUCAGCUACCCGCUCAUCAUUAACAGCAACAUCCAAGUCUCUGACAUCAACAUUACUACAGUUUGUUCUCCAGACAGCGGUGGUUACCAGUGCAGAUGUGAGGAUCAGUAUCGUUGGUCAUGUGACCAGUGUUUAAUGUAUGGAUCCUGUGACAACAUCACUUCUGACACGUGUGGCUGCAUCGAUGCUCUUCCUCCUGAUGGACAGUACUGUCAGCAUGUUGACCAAUACAACUUUACGUCUUGUCCCGUCACAACACCCGCUCCAUCACCAACAACUUCUCCAGUUGUCCAUGAAUAUCUUCUGUUCAUUGAGCUGAACACCACAGAUGUUACAGUGAUAGAGCGACUGAGGAACAUCAGCUAUCCGCUCAUCAUUAACAGCAACAUCCAAGUCUCUGACGUCAACAUUACUACAGUUUGUUCUCCAGACAGCGGUGGUUACCAGUGCAGAUGUGAGGAUCAGUAUCGCUGGUCAUGUGACCGGUGUUUAACGUAUGGAUCCUGUGACAACAUCACUUCUGACACGUGUGGCUGCAUCUAUGGUCUUCCUCCUGAUGGACAGUACUGUCAGCCACUGACAGAUGUCUUGACUUGUCCAUCACCAACUCCUCCAAACGCCACCACUGCUGUAACAACACAAAACACCACAGGAACGCCAACACCAACAUCACCAACCAUAACUGAUUCCACACCCGGCAGUACCACACCCACAUCUGUACCAUCAACUGCAGUUACCAACUUGACAACCUCAACAGGGGUGAACACGACUGUUGUUUCAACAACACCAGCAGCACCAGUAACAAAUUCAACAACAGUUAUAACAAAUUCGUCGCCUGUUACAAAUGAUACAUUUAGUACCACUUCCCCCACCACAACUACUAAUACUAGUACAACCACCACUACACCAGUAGGCACAACUAGCCCUACAUCCCCCACUACAACAACUAAUCCCACUACUCCCACCACAACUGAUACCACUACUCCCACCACAACAACUAGUACCAGUACUAUCAUAAUUCCUCCUACACAAGUUAGCACAACCAGCACUACUACCCCCACCACAAUAACUAGUACCAGUACUCCCACCACAACUGAUACCACUACUCCCACCACAACAAUUAAUACCACUACUACCAUAACUUCUUCUACAUCAGUUAGCACAACUAGCGCUACUACCCCCACCACAACAACUAAUACCACUACUCCCACCACAACAACUAAUACCACAAUUCCUUCUACAUCAGUUAGCACUACUACCCCUACCACAUCCACUACUACUCCUGCUACAACAACUACUACACCUCCAACCACUACUACCACAACUCCCACCACCACAACAACUACUACACCUCCAACCACUACUACCACUACUCCCACAACAACUACUACAACUCCAACCACUACUACCACAACAACUACUACACCUCCAACCACUACGACCACUACUCCCACCACAACAACUACACCUACCACUACUACCACCACAACUACUACACCAACCACGACUCCCACAACAACUACUACACCAACCACUACUCCCACCACAACUACUACACCUCCAACCACUUCUACCACUACUCCCACCACAACUACUACACCAACCACUACGACCACUACUCCCACAACAACUACUACACCAACCACUACGACCACUACUCCCACAACAACUACUACACCAACCACUACUACCACUACUCCCACUACUCCCACAACAACUACUACACCAACCACUACUCCCACUACUCCCACAACAACUACUACACCAACCACUACGACCACUACUCCCACAACAACUACUACACCAACCACUACUACCACUACUCCCACAACAACUACUACACCAACCACUACUACCACUACUCCCACAACAACUACUACACCAACCACUACGACCACUACUCCCACAACAACUACUACACCAACCACUACUACCACUACUCCCACAACAACUACUACACCAACCACUACGACCACUACUCCCACAACAACUACUACACCAACCACUACAACCACUACUCCCACCACAACUACUACACCUCCAACCACUACUACGACCACUACUCCCACAACAACUACUACACCAACCACUACAACCACUACUCCCACCACAACUACUACACCUCCAACCACUACUACGACUCCUACCACUCCGGAAAGCACUUUACCACCCACAGGAUUUGAGGUGGAAAUGUCAAUGAGAUUAGACAUGGAAUAUUCAUCAGAAUUGAGUGAUCCAACAACUACCGAGUACAAGAAUUUAAAAUCAAGAAUUGAUUCAGUGUUAAAUGGGAAUUUUGACCAAAUCCCAGGAUAUCUUACUAGUUUUGUGAGGCGUUUCAGAGAAGGAAGUGUGAUCACAGACUUUGUUGUGGUGACAACACAAGUCAACUAUGAUAAAUUAUCAGCAGAAAACCAAAAACUCCCAGAUGCAAUGAGCUCCAUUGCUCCUGUCACUGGCUCCAUUUCUGCAUUUUUCAAAAGUUCAACCUCAUUCAGCAUUCCAGCCAUUACCUACACUGGUAGCAGCAUUUCCUUGAAGUGUGAGCCUCCCCUCAAUUUUGAUCUUGGAGAAAUUAGAAGUGCUGUGUGGAAAUUCAAAGGAAGGAAUAUUAACAAUGGUGGACGGUUUAAAAUAACUACAUCUGGUAGCAUGUCCAUGCUUGAAAUUACCAAUGUCAUCCGUGCUGAUAGCGGUUUUUACAGUUGCAUUCUGAGCAAAGGAACAAUGACUUUCCUCCAAGAAGGAUUUGUCUCAACAGACAAUAUCAAAGAUGCUCCAAUUGUGAGACUACAGCAGGAACUCAAUGUUAAAUGUAAUGUCGGAUUAAUACAGCCGCUUAAAUGCUGCGUGCAGCGUCCCUACAGAGUCAAGUGGUUUCAAGAUGGAGGCCAAUUAAUUUCAGUUCCUGUUGAUGAAGGAGAAUCCAACUGCAUCAAACACAAUUUCAAAAUAGAAACGUGCAGUGGGUCCAAUGUCAAGAAAACCUUUGUGUGUAGGGUAGAUAACCCUUCAAGUUAUAGAAUGACCAUGACCAUGAUCAUUUUCAUACAAGAUGUCACCUGUAACAAUGAGCAGUAUGGCACUGGGCGAGUAGGUGACAGAUCCACCAUAGAAUGUGAGGAAGGUCAAACUGGAAGCAAGACUGCGAUAUGUCAGGACACAGGAAAAUGGAAACUUGAGGAGGACACCUGCAUAAUUGUGGAAAUCGUCGAGUUAUUAAUUGAUUCAGAGGAUUUGAUUGUGGCGGAAGUUCCAGAAUUUGUAGCUAAUCUCAGUAGAACCAUGCAGAAGGAAGAAUCGGAAAUUACAAAUUCAACUGAAACCAUAGCAGCUGUUGUUAAUAUUUUAACCAAUGUUGCAAACACGGCUGAAACUGUCAGUGAAACAACCAUGCUGAAUAUUCUAGAAAGUGUUGAUGUCAUCAUUGGUGAAGAAACAAAAGAGUCCUGGCUUGUUCUGAAUGCAAACGAAACGAGGAAUGCCAGCUCACAGUUGUUGAGCAUUCUGGAGAGUCUCUCCAAUAGCUUGGUUGGGGAGUUUGCUCUGGAGACUUCAAGGAUCCUGCUCAACCGAACCACCUUUAAUGACAACUUCACAGCAGACCUGAACUCCAGCAUCUUCCUGAACAUUUCAAAUGUCGGUAUGAGCAACGUCUUCAUUACCACCAUCGUUCUGUCUACUCUUAAUAAUGUUAUGCCACCACGGAACUCCACCUGGGAUACCAACCUGUUCAAUGCCACCAGCAAUGAUACUUCAAGUGACAAUGCCGUCAAUGCCGCAGUGGUGCUUGUCAAAAUAAAUGCCAGUAGAACUGACAAUGUCCUCCUGAGCUACAACAAGCUGAACAGCUCCUUGACACUAAACCCACAGUGUGUCUUCUGGAACUUUACUCUCUUUGAUUCACUUGGAGCUUGGGAUGACAACGGGUGCACAUUUGUUUCUGACAUAGACAACAUAGUGACCUGCAGCUGUAACCACCUCACCUCCUUCUCAAUUCUCAUGGCAACAGACAUCCCUCCAUCACUGAGAGCAGCCUUAGAUAUAAUAACUUAUGUUGGAGUUGGGAUAUCGUUGGCAAGCUUGCUUAUAUGUCUGGUUAUUGAGGGAUGUGUUUGGAAAGCUCUUACCAGAAACAGCACCGCCUUCAUGCGGCACGUUUCCAUCAUUAACACUGCCCUGUCUCUGUUGAUUGCGGAUAUCUGUUUCAUCAUCGGAGCCUCUAUAGCUAAUAAUCCCCUUGAGAACCCAGGGGAGGACUACGUAAUUCCAAUCGGACCAUGUAGCGCGGCAACAUUUUUCAUGCACUUUUUCUACCUUGCUCUGUUUUUCUGGAUGCUUGUGUCAGGCCUUCUGCUUUUUUACCGGACAGUUAUGGUCUUUUCGUACAUGUCAAAGUCAGCCAUGUUGGCCAUUGGUUUCUGUGUGGGCUACGGCUGCCCUUUGAUUAUAUCUGUGGUAACUGUUGCCGUCACAGCACCAGGAGAAGGAUACAUCAGGAAAGAUGAAGCCUGUUGGCUGAACUGGUCCGAGACAAAGGCUCUCCUGGCCUUGGUGAUACCAGCCUUGACCAUUGUUUUCAUCAAUAUUUUGAUUGUAAUUGUUGUCUUGAUCAAAAUGUUAAGAAGAAGUAUUGGAGAAAAUGCCCCCGCAGAUGAAAAGCAUACACUGGUGGUCAUCGCAAGAUGUGUAAUCAUUUUGACUCCAUUAUUUGGACUGACAUGGUCUUUGGGAGUUGGAACGAUGGUAUCGUCAACAAAUGAAGGAAUCCACAUUGCCUUUGCGUUCUUCAAUUCGUUGCAGGGUUUCUUCAUUUUAGUAUUUGGGACACUACUUGAUUCAAAGAUACGUUCUAUUCUUGCAAGAAAGAUACCCAGAGCAGGAAGUGGCUCAAAUACAACAAGAAGCACAAGUGCUGGUGUUAACUCAUCAAGUGGAUCAAGUGUGAUAGGUCGACUAUUAGGAAGACGAUAUAUCUACCAUGUUUCACAAGCUGCAAACUCAAACACCAGUGGUGCAUCAGAGUCCUUCGUCAGUAUGAACACAUGAAAUGAUUCAAAACAUCUGUCGGAUGUGAACAUUGUCAGUACCACUGUAGAAACAAUCAGAAACUGGCUUAUGUUCAUGAUAUCAUCAAAGCUUAGAUAGUUGUGUAUAAAGAUGUUUGAAUGAAAAUCUCAGUAAUGAAAGUGAUAUAUAAACAAAUGUUUAGUGAAAAUGUCAUAAAUGAAACUGUGAAUUAUUAUUAGAAUUAUUUUUGUUAAACACUUGACAACUGCUGUGGGUUGUGUGUAAUCCUGCUAUUAUUUAUGUUAAAUACCACAAACGCAUGAGAGCCAGAGUAGUUUACAUGGAAAUUGCAGGAUUGGAAGCAUUUGGCAGUUAGUAAAUAGCUAAUAAUUACUGAAUAAGUCAGCUUACAUAAAUUGAAGGUACAGUAUGUAGUAAUUGGGGGAUCUAUUGAAAGAAAAGGAAUGCAAUUAUGAUUAUAUUAUAAUAUUAAUUAUAAUUAUGUCUGAAACUAUGAGUAGUUGUUACUUAGAAUGAGCCUGAUAUGGGGGCAGGUCCCUGUUGUUCUAGCUUUCAAAGUGGAUUUAUAGAUGUAUUAAUGUUAACUGAGGGCCACCAUAGUUUGACCUUCAACAUUCGGGGUGUAUUUAGAUGAUUUCCAUUUGCAACCUCAGUGCCUCCAAUUCUACCUACAGAACCUUGACUCCUCAAGUAAAAAGUAGCUAGAAUUUCACAAAGUGCACUAAUGACCCAGAUUUAUUCCGUGCUCCUUAACAAUUGCACAUUUUAUUCAAAAAGUAUUUAGUCAAAUAAUAAACCAUUGUUCAUCAUUUUGCAUCAUGAACAGACAUGAUCUUGAAAAAGGAAGCGAGAAUCAGCCAAAAAAAAGAUAUAUAUAAAUAAAAUGUACAACAAAAAACCUAAUACAUGUGCUAACUUUCAUCCGCAGGAAACAUCUAAAAUGUGUUUAUAUGAGGUUCAUCUGGUAAUAAGUCCUUCAGUUAUGCAUGUAAACUGAUUGAAAAAUGUUUUGGUUGCUCUUAACAAGCCCCUUGCACUUAUGCCCAAUACAUUAUAUUUUUGUUAAAUGGCUCAGAUUUUAAGUCGUCUUGCAAACUGUGGUCUGUAACUGAUAAUGUGUGGUCAGCUUAACAACAUCUCUGGAAACUUUGACAUCUUUGCUGCACUCAAAGACUGUAUAUAAAGAUGGAUGAGACAGAAGCUGCCAAAACCAAAAAGUGCAGCACCGAUCACAUCCCUUACGCCCAGUCAGAGACCGCCAAUGUACUUAAAUAAGUUACAAAAAUCUCAUAACUUUCAUCCUUGUUAAUUGUGUGUGUUGUGUUGUAUAGAGUGUGUCAGAUUUAAUGCAGAUGUAUUAUAUUUUAUUAUAUAAAUAUAUUUUUC
This is a messenger RNA of Solea solea (common sole), 9216 nucleotides long. RefSeq lists its product as uncharacterized. Gene Ontology annotation, biological process: G protein-coupled receptor signaling pathway; cell surface receptor signaling pathway. The record is from RefSeq and is a predicted model, not a curated record. The coding region runs from base 1 to 7848 and encodes 2615 amino acids. NCBI's taxonomy places the organism in Eukaryota, Metazoa, Chordata, Actinopteri, Pleuronectiformes, Soleidae. The transcript is spliced from 46 exons. Gene Ontology annotation, molecular function: G protein-coupled receptor activity; protein binding. Gene Ontology annotation, cellular component: membrane.